GGAACCACGAUUCCUCACGCGUCGUGUUUGGGCUAAGUUAGUCCUUCCUGAAGGUUCGGCACUGGUAAUUGCAAGUGACAAAUGUGGGUAUCAAAUACCCACCGAUGAUCUAAUACCGGGAUCGCUGCGGAUCAAACCUCUCUCGCUUGCACCUGUAGGCCUCAGAUCUCAUCUCUCCACACAGGUAGCAGCAUUCAACUCGCGGAUAAGGCAAGGGGAACGGAUACCGCACGCCUUCCCCGCCAAGCACUCCACCACCCCCGCGCUCUCAACCCUCGAUUGCCAAUCCAAAUGGCAUCCCCAGAGACCUGCAUAUCCUGCCACGAGGCCCUCACCAUUCCGGACGAAGACCACCCUGAGGAACCCGGCCUCGUCGACGAUGUGGAAUUACGCUGCGGGCAUCAUUAUCACUGGUAUCACCUAUCCCGCCCGCUCACGCUCACCUUCAGAAACGAAGGAAGGGGACUAACGGUGACACAACAGGUCCUGCUUCGCAGGGGAAUACUCCGCAGACGGUGCCACGCCCGCGACCAAAUCGCAGUGCCCGGCUUGCACGCAAGACAUAACCACAAAUGGAAAACUCCUGGUCACCUUACGGAAUGAGGGUGGCGAGCAGCCGAAUACUGAUAUCGGAACGCUACUCGAGGAAGAGGAGUUUUAUGAUCGGAAUCCGGAGAUGAAGGAAGUUAGGGCUUUUCUCGAGUUUUGUGCUGAGGGUAUGAUACCUCCCACCGCAGGCCUGUGGUUUUCUUUCCGUCUUUUCCCUAGCUAAUGAGGAUAGGUGAUGAGGAAGACGUCCGGGAGAUGCUCGCGGCAACCCCAGAACUUGUCAGUCGACAGGAUCACGAGACGGGACAGACGGGAUUGCACGUUGCUGUUAUGAACGGGCGGGAGGCGAUUGUCGGGAUUUUAUUCGAACACCAUGUUGAUCGGCAUGUUACGGAUGCGGCGGGGAAGACGGCGUAUCAGCUUGCAGUUGAUAUGGGGGCUACAGAAGAGCAGCUGGGGGUGCUUUGUGGUCCAUGAUUUCGGAGGGGGGGUAUGUGUAUUGGGAGAAUUGAAUCGGUGCGGUUGGUGGGAUCUUUGGCGCGGAGCCCUAUCUGCUAACGCCAUUCCAUGCGGCCAACCCUAACUUGGGGGGCAAAAUUCAUCUCUCGCGAGCAGAAUUUUUAAAAUUCCGACACCCUAUCCACUUCCUAUAAACAGCCAUCACUGGGAACGGGUGAAUGUCUUUCAAUAUCGAGUGAUUUCUUGUGAACACUGUUUAGGUACAAAGAGAUAAUAAAAAAAAGUUAUAGUAAAAGGGGGGAUAAUUUGAAAAUAAGCCACACCGCCAGCGCAGCGCAGGGGCUGCAGGUGAGGUGUAUGGAUGAUAGUGCGGCUCU
Messenger RNA from Tuber aestivum (summer truffle), 1385 nucleotides. The record is from the annotation of a GenBank genome assembly. NCBI's taxonomy places the organism in Eukaryota, Fungi, Ascomycota, Pezizomycetes, Pezizales, Tuberaceae.